This is a messenger RNA of Cucurbita moschata (crookneck pumpkin), 3082 nucleotides long. Its product is annotated as 60S ribosomal protein L5, mitochondrial. The transcript has a single exon. Gene Ontology annotation, biological process: translation. Lineage: Eukaryota; Viridiplantae; Streptophyta; Magnoliopsida; Cucurbitales; Cucurbitaceae. The record is from RefSeq and is a predicted model, not a curated record. Gene Ontology annotation, molecular function: RNA binding; structural constituent of ribosome. Gene Ontology annotation, cellular component: cytosolic large ribosomal subunit; ribosome. Bases 2497 to 3054 code for a protein of 185 amino acids.
CGAAAACCUUUCUUUUCCUAUUGGGCUUUGUGCCACUUCGGAAAGUGAAACGAAGGAAAAGCCUGACCUGCCCUUAUUGUUAGGUCAUCCUAUUUCGGUGCAUGGUCAGGUUCUUAAGGUAUGUGCCAGAACAGCCGUGGAUCUACCUUUUUCAGGAAUUAAAGGAUCAUUGGUGAAAUAGCGUAUAGGUCGGUCUGGGUGGGAUGAUACGAAAUAGAGUAGUUGCCAAUUGGCAUGCGAAAUCGAGAAGGAACUUCCUUAUUCACUCAAAUUCCUGUGUGAAAGAGCCAAAAUGAUUUAGCGGUUUAGUGUAGAGAGAGAGAGGGUGAACGAACAAUUUCAGAUGCAGCGCCUUUAACGUAGUUCUGUAUAUUGAUAAGGAUAGGAACCUACCUAAUAAGAGGAUGCCCCAUUUUCACCAAACCUAUACCUCUAAAUGGGGUUUUAACCUAGUAGCGAUGUGAGGGCGCAGAUAGAGAGUUUUUUGGUAGGAGACUACUUAGUUUGGUAGGAAAGAGGCCUUAGACCAGGCUUUUUUAGGACGGGCAAGGGCCACGAGAGAGGUUUUCCUAUUAUCGCUAGAAUCAAUCGAUAAUAGAAUGAAUAAGAAAGAGGGUGAUCUCAUUGUUUGCAUCUGAAAAGCGGUAUAGUUAGACCCUUCCUUGCAGCAUCCGUCAGAUACAGCAAGCAACAGCUAAUGUAAUGAUUGAUAUAUAUAUGUAUGCAGGCUAGCCCUUUUCUUUCGUAUCGAGAAAGCCGCUGAUGAAUGAAAAGAAAGCGGAGCUGCUAUUGACGUCUUUGAUUGGAUGUAGACAGAUAUAGAUAGAAAGUCUGCAGUGAGAGGUAUAAAUCACUGGUAGCCAGCCAGCCAGCCAGUCUUUACUGAACUCGGCCCAAGCACCACUCCCAUGCCUUUCUUGUUCCACUAGCUAUUAUCAAAUUCUCUUCUCUCUCUUUCGUUAUUACAACCUUUUUGAUGUCGAAGACCAGAGGAAACAUCAUUUUUUUCAUUCUUUUUUUCUUGAGUUCGUGUACAACAACCUUAACCGCACAAGCCUGGGCUGGGCCUACCUCCAUUCCUAGAGGAGCCGUAUGAGGCGGAAGCUCCUCGUACGGUUUUGAAGCCGAGCCUUUCCAGCAAUGGGGCCUAGGGACUAAUAUGAUGAUUGGUUUAGGUAGGGCGGCCGGCCUACUACAGACACCUGUAGGGAUUAGUGCGUGAGACCGCGAUCCACAAACUGACGCAUGGGACUCACCCUUGACUUGGGAAUGAAGAGGGGAAAGAUAGCAUGUCACAAGAGCGAGGCGAGGUUUGGAACCCUACUAUGGGAGGGACGCCUCACGAGCGGGGCUGAUAGAGAUGAGGCCUUUUGGCGAAGCCAAGUCAAUUUCGGGCCACCAAACCCUGCAAUGAUCAGGCCCUAUGGAGUAAAGGAAAGCGUGUACGUUGUCACACUCCCUGCCUUCCAAAGGUGCCUAGAGGACGGGCAAGACGCAGCGACGAUCCGGGAGCAGAUUCCCCACUGGGGGAUAGGAGACGGCCAUCUCAAGGCACAGCACGACCUACAGGCAAGACCGACGAGACCUGGGAAGGCAACCCGAUUGGGAGUCAGAGGAUCCAUAGUACCUGCAGCCCCACGGACUGAAUAUUCAUCAUUUUAGAAAGCGGGGGGAAGGGAUCUCUUUUCUGCAACGGAAAAAAACAGAGCUGAUUUGACUCCGCAUAACCUAACGAUGCAUCCAAUACCAAUGAUCUGUGCCUAGAAUGCGUUGCUAGAUCUCGGCUUUAUCAAUCAAGCUAUACAGGCAACAACAAAGGCGAACCUGGGGCUUCCCUUUCAUUACUUCUUUCACGACGAGGGAACCACGGCCGCAUCAGUCGAAGUGGUGGAACGCCCUCCUGAGUCAAAGAGAGAGCUUCGGGACCUCUCUCCAAGAGAUAGAUAGGAUUCGGUAUCAUAAUCGGCUAGAGUUCAGAGGCAGCUACUCUCCUAGCCCAGCCCACGGGGAAGCCUCUUCUUUCUGGUCUACAUCAAGUGCAUUGAAUGCCUCACAAUCUGAAUCAAAGAGGAUGGGUCAAGGAGAAGUUCGGGAUGAAACCAGAGUGGAUGGCAAAGCGGCGCCUCCGGGGGCGGCUUGUGUUGUGAUGUCAUUUCGGAUUCCUGACCUAUUUCGACACUAGUUCAAUGGGGUUAAUCACCCAGAUCUUGAAUCAACUAGUAGAUCAUCAAAUCAUCACUGGGACCCAAUGCAUGCAUUCUCCAGAUGAGUUGGGAGCUGGGGCAGCCCGCGCGCGACCCAUACCAAUCCUACACUCCUUAUCUUUCUCCUAUUCUUUCUUUGUCACUUCUUGGAAAUCACGAAGAGUAUUCCCGGACUGGACUGAGAGGGGAGCAGCCGUCGGUAUUGGAAAUCAGUCUCAUUCAACCAACUAUCUUUUUGAAGCAGAUAGUUCACAGUGCUCAUUCUAUAGAUACUGUGUAAAAAAGCCAACUCAUGUUUUCACUCGAUUUUCAUUACGAAGAUGUAUCACGUCAGGAUUUGUUGCUCAAACUAAAUCACGCCAACGUUAUGGAAGUUCCUGGAUCGUGUGAAAUAAGAGUCGUACCAAAGGCACCCUAUGAUUUCAUAAUCAAAAAUGGAAAAUUAGCUAUGGAGAUUCCGCGCGGUCAGAAAUUGAUACAGACACAAAGGGGUUCGACAGGAAAGUCCUUUCGAUCCAAUCCAUUCUUGGAGUCAAAUAAAGACAAAGGAUAUGUUAGUGACCUAGCACGACAAAGCACUCUCCGAGGGCAUGGAAUGUCAAAUUUUUCAGUCAGAAUCGCCACAGUAAUGUCUCUCUUAGAUUCUCCGGUAGAAAUACGGGAAAACUCCAUGCAGUUCUCGAUGGAAAUAGAGUUUUGCUCAUUCUCCCCGGAACUAGAAGAUCAUUUCGAGAUCUUCGAACAUAUUAUAGGGUUCAAUGUGACUAUUGUCACUUCGGCCAACACACAAGAUGAGACUUUACUACCGUGGAGCGGCUUUUUGCAAAAAGAUGAGGGGGAAACUCAGUAAGAGGAGAAGCUAAAUAUACACGAGAUCA